Molecule: messenger RNA, 1200 nt
Organism: Nothobranchius furzeri (turquoise killifish)
Lineage: Eukaryota; Metazoa; Chordata; Actinopteri; Cyprinodontiformes; Nothobranchiidae
Gene: rab38c
Product: RAB38c, member of RAS oncogene family
Biological process (GO): endosome to lysosome transport; phagosome-lysosome fusion
Cellular component (GO): Golgi apparatus; late endosome; trans-Golgi network
Molecular function (GO): GTP binding; GTPase activity
Source: RefSeq, a predicted model, not a curated record
AUGCAACAGGAGCUCUUGUUCAAAGUCCUGGUCAUCGGGGACAUAGGGGUUGGAAAGACCUCCAUCAUCCAGCGGUACGUCCAGCAGAUCUUCUCCCAGCACUACAGAACCACAAUCGGGGUGGACUUCGCCCUGAAGGUGCUGCAGUGGGAUGGGGACACUGUGAUCCGGCUGCAGCUGUGGGACAUCGCAGCUGUUCUUCUGGUCCCAGGACAGGAGCGCUAUGGAAACAUGACUCGGGUCUACUACAGAGAGGCGGUUGGAGCUCUGGUGGUGUUUGACGUGACCAGGGCCUCCACGUUUGAUGCUGUGCUGAAGUGGAAGGAGGACCUGGACUCAAAGGUGACUCUGAGCCAUGGGAGACCAGUUCCAGCAGUUCUUGUAGCUAACAAGUCGGACCAGACGGCAUCCCAGCUGCCCAGACUCGACUCAUUCUGCAGGGAAAAUGGCUUCGUGGGCUGGUUUGAAACCUCUGCAAAGGAGAACACGAAUAUUGAGGAAGCAACUCACUAUUUGGUGGAGCACAUCCUGACCAAUGAGGAGCGCUCUCAGGCGGAGCAAGAACCCAGCUCCAUGGUCCUGUCUGGGAGCGCGAGCACUGCCAAGAGUCGUUUUUACUGCUCGUCAUGUAUGAAGUGGUGACUACUCAACUGUCAGACUACAGCCGAGAAAAUAAUGGCUCAGGAGCUGAACAGUACUUUUGGGUUUCUUUUGCUCUAAUUUCAGAAUAAAUAAUAAAAGAAUAUAAAGAACGGUUCAUCCUGCAGGCCAGUAUCUGGCAUUCACAAAAAUAAUUAACAUUUUUAUUCCAAAGCCUUCAAGAGGUGAGUCUUGGACUCGAGACGCAUCAAAACGACUGUUUUUCAUUCAGAGCUGAUUCACUGUCAAACUGUGGGCUCUAUUAUUGUAGAGUUGUUGUUUACAAUGGUAAAAAUCAAUAUCUUGCUGGUCCAAAUGCUGGCCUUCGCUGUAUGUGUUUUUUUUUUUCAUAAACACAGCUGCCUUUGUUGAAUCUGCCUUGAGUGUUACUUAAAAUUCAAUGUUUUCAAUUCGACUUCACCCCCUUUGAUGUUUAAUAGCUUUAACUUGCACAGUAACAAAGAACUGUCUGCAUUCAACUGUAAAACCCACCUAAAACAGCAAUAAAAACACGAGUUGAGUUUUCUUGCACAAAUGUGUUUUUCGUGUUUUUUUAGUGUU